AUGUCGUUCAGCUUCGGCACCCCGAGCUCCUCGGGCGCCGCGUCCAACAACACGACGAGCACGGCGCCGGCCACAGGAGGCCUCUUCGGCACUGCUGCUGCAUCUGGCACGCCCAAGUUUUCCUUUGGCAACACCACCACUCCCGCUACCAACCCGCCUGGGGGUCUGUUCGGAGGUCAGAGCAACGCUGCCCAGAAGCCAGCCUCUGGCGGACUCUUUGGAUCAGCCGCUGCUUCAUCCUCUUCCACUCCUACCACUUCGGCAGGUGGCCUGUUUGGAGGAGCCUCGACCACCCCAGCAACGGGUGGCCUCUUUGGCGGAACAAGCACUGCAACCUCUUCCUCGGGAGGCGGCUUGUUUGGGGGAGCGACAACCAGCACAGCACCAUCCACUGGCGCCAAGACCGCAGGCUCAAACCUGUUUGGAACUAAUACCAGCACCACCCCCGCCGGCGGCUUGUUUGGCAACACUGCUACAAAGCCUGCCACCACUUCGGCAUCGACUUCACAACCUGCGACCACUACCACGUCAGGAUCAGGACUCUUCGGCAGCGGAACUCAAUCGUCCACGAGUGGCUUGUUCGGCGCUGCCAAACCCGCAGCUACCAGCUCUACUGCACCGGCAUCUGGAGGGCUCUUUGGCAAUAAGACCGCCACCACGUCCGCGCAGUCCGGGUCCUCUACGCCCGCUGCGACACCGGCUGCUGGUACAACCUCUACGCUCUUCGGAACUAAGCCGGCUGCGACCACCACAUCUACGACCCCAGCGGCGACAUCUGCUGGAGGUCUCUUUGGUACCACACCUGCUGCAACAACCGCUCCAGCUUCUGGAUCUACUCCUGCUACCGCAGCCGCUGGGGGUCUCUUUGGACUGAAGCCUGCUGGCACCACUGCCACUACGACUUCGUCUUCAACGACCCCGGCAACCACUGCCACGUCCGGCAACCUCUUUGGCACAGCUCCUAAAGCCUCUACUGCCACCACGGACAAACCUGCUACCUCGCUCUUCGGUACCACCGCCACCACCAAGCCUGCCACGACUGCGUCCACCACCGCGACCACGACAACAGCAGCACCAGCGUCGACUACGACCACGGCUGGUGGCUUCACCAUUAACCCAUUGGGAGCUUCCACUACCGGUCCUCCCUCUCAGAUGGCCCGGUUGAAGAACAAGACGAUGGAGGACAUUGUCACUCGGUGGGCUUCUGACCUCUCAAAGUACCAGAAGCAAUUCAAGGAACAGGCCACAAUCGUGUCCAACUGGGACAGAAACCUCGUGGACAAUGGCGAAAAGAUUCAGAAGCUGUACCUGGAGACCUUUGAAGCGGAGCGGGCCAGCCACGAGAUUGAGCGCCAGCUGGCUGCCGUGGAGAGCCAGCAGGAAGAGCUUGAGGCCUGGCUGAACCGUUACGAGUCAGAGGUCCAGGAUAUGUUUGCUAAGCAGAUGGGCCCUGGCGAGCAGCUUGGGGGACCCGACCAGGAGCGCGAGCGUACCUAUAAGCUGGCCGAGAAGCUCACCCAGCAGCUUGACGAGAAGUCUCGAGACCUGUCAAAGAUGGUCAAGGAGAUUAAUGACAUCUCUGGAACUCUGAGCAAGGGAGCCAAGGCUGAGGACCCGCUGAGCCAAAUCGUUCGCGUGCUCAACAGCCACCUUACCCAGCUGCAAUGGAUCGACGCCAAUUCGUCAGCCCUGCAAGCCAAGGUCGCGGCGGCCCAGAAAUCCAGCAGCAACCUGGGUAGCCACUACGGCAGCGGAGAGAGCGACGUGGCGGAGAGCUUCUAUAGAUCUUACAUGGGACGGAGGUGA
Molecule: messenger RNA, 1806 nt
Organism: Trichoderma reesei QM6a
Lineage: Eukaryota; Fungi; Ascomycota; Sordariomycetes; Hypocreales; Hypocreaceae
Exons: 4
Coding region: 1-1806 (601 amino acids)
Biological process (GO): RNA export from nucleus; protein import into nucleus
Cellular component (GO): nuclear pore; nuclear pore central transport channel
Molecular function (GO): structural constituent of nuclear pore; phospholipid binding
Source: RefSeq, a predicted model, not a curated record